CAAUGACAAGACUCACUCUGCUCGCAGGCUUUUGCCUGUUAUUUAUUCAUCUUGGUUCAGCCUAUCAACUUGUAUGUUACUUCACUAACUGGGCCCAGUACAGACCUGAUCCUGUGAAGCAUGUGCCUAGCAACAUUGAUCCCUUCCUGUGCACACAUCUGAUCUACGCAUUCUCCAUCAUUAACUCUGCGAAUCAGCUAGCGACCUACGAGUGGAACGAUGAGACUCUUUACCAAUCAUUCAAUAGUCUGAAGCAAAGCAAUCCAAGCUUGAAGACACUUUUGGCUGUUGGAGGAUGGAACUUUGGUUCAACACAAUUCUCUAUCAUGGUGUCUACAAAAGAAAACAGAAAUACAUUCAUCCAGUCCUCCAUCAGCUUUUUGAGAAAAUAUGGAUUUGAUGGGCUGGAUCUAGACUGGGAGUAUCCUGGAGCCCGCGGUAGCCCUCCAGAGGAUAAGCAAAGAUUUACUCUGCUCUGUCAGGAACUUCAACAGGCCUAUAAGAAUGAAAGCAUUGCUACAGGAAAUCCCCAACUUAUGGUCACAGCUGCAGUGGCUGCGGGAAAAGCAACCAUAGAUGCUGGAUAUGAAAUUGCUGAGAUUGCCAAGUACGUGGACUUUAUUAGUGUGAUGACCUAUGACUUUCAUGGGUCUUGGGAGAGUUUCACUGGCCACAACAGUCCUCUUUAUCAAUGGUCUCAGGAAACAGGAGAGCAAAUCUUUCUCAAUACUAAUUUUUCCAUGACAUACUGGAAUAAUCAGGGUGCUCCAGUAGAGAAGCUGAUGAUGGGUUUUGCUACAUAUGGCAGAUCUUUCCGACUGUCAUCUGCAGCAAGUGGACUGGGAGCUCCAACAAGUGGCCCUGGAUCUCCUGGCACCUACACCAGAGAGUCAGGCUUCUGGUCUUAUUAUGAGAUCUGCAGCUUUCUUCAAGGAACCAGCAUACAAUGGAUUCAGGAUCAAAAGGUACCCUAUGCGACAAAAGCUGAUCAAUGGGUUGGAUUUGACACAAAGGAGAGCUUUGAUACGAAGGUCACUUAUUUGAAAAAUAAUAAUUUUGGAGGGGCUUUUGUGUGGUCUUUGGAUUUGGAUGAUUUUACUGGAAAGUUCUGUGGUCUGGGAACAUACCCUCUCAUCAGUGAGCUCAAGAGUCUCCUAAACAAUGAAGCUCCUUCUGUUCCUCCAUCAAAAGCUCUGACUGAUCCUCCAACUAAAGCUCCUGCUAUUCCUUCUACCGAAGCUUCUUCUUCUGCAGAUCCACUUCAGUAUUGCACAGGCAAGGCUGAGGGCAUCUACCCAAAUCCAUCCAAUAACAAAUCUUUCAUCCUAUGUGCUGCUGAGAGAAUGUUUGUUAUGCCCUGUCCUGCUGGCACCAUCUUCGACAUGAGCUGCAAAUGCUGCAACUGGCCAUAAAACUACCACACUCAGUUUCUAAACAUGUAGACAUGAUUUCAAUUACAUUUUUCACACAUUAGUAAAACAGCACAUACUUUUUUGUACAUAUCUACACACCUGGACUGAUACUUGUACAAGCAUUUUAUUACUAUCUCUGUAAAAAAUAUCAUACAUGUAAAUUUUGUAUGUAAUUUUUUUUUCUUAUAGGAUUUAAUUAUAUCCAGUAUUUUUUCUACUUUUUUUUAUAGUAUGCACAUGAAAAAAAAUUAUAUAACAUAUUCAUGAAACUUAUAAUUCUCUGUAAUGUCAAUUGUAUCAUUCCAGAAUUAACAAUUGCUAAAUAAUUGCAGUAAAUAGUAUUAUAUAGUACAUGCAAUAAUAACAAUUGCAGUAAAAAUAUAUAUAUAUUAUUUUUUUGUCUAAACCAAAAAAUAAAAAAUGUUAAAUGAUAACAUUGUCUCAAAGCAGCAUUACAGAGAUAAAGCAGUUAUAUAUAUUUGUUCCUUAUAAUCUUAAGUUUAAAUCAGUGCAUUAAAAAGUUUCCUGGUGCACAGUAAUGCAAAGCAACACCUGUGCAUUUUAAUCAGUAGUUUUGACUCUACAAAACUCCAGUUUACUGUGUUAUUUUGAUAAUGUACUUUCCUGCAGAAAUAAAACAAAAUGUGUCAAGCCCCAAAUGGCAAAAUAUUAUGCAUUUAUUGGUUAAUCAAAUCAAAUGUUUUCUUGUGUCAUCCUGUGCCUCCAAUUACUUGUGCAUUUUGCUGUUUGGAAAGAGGCUAGAAUUCACUUAUCCA
Silurus meridionalis is the source of this 2188-nucleotide messenger RNA. RefSeq names its product acidic mammalian chitinase-like. Lineage: Eukaryota; Metazoa; Chordata; Actinopteri; Siluriformes; Siluridae. The coding region runs from base 3 to 1412 and encodes 469 amino acids. The record is from RefSeq and is a predicted model, not a curated record. Gene Ontology annotation, cellular component: extracellular region. Gene Ontology annotation, biological process: chitin catabolic process; carbohydrate metabolic process. Gene Ontology annotation, molecular function: chitin binding; chitinase activity. The transcript has 11 exons.